Messenger RNA from Owenia fusiformis, 3944 nucleotides. Lineage: Eukaryota; Metazoa; Annelida; Polychaeta; Sabellida; Oweniidae. The record is from the annotation of a GenBank genome assembly.
UCUAUCAUAUCGGUAUACAACAUUGAUGAAUAUUCCAAUUUUUUUAACAUUUAAUUUCAAUAUCUUCGAACAAAUUCAAAUGAUCUAUCAUCGUACUUUUGAAACCAGGGUAAAAUUUAAAAGGGAGAAACCACGUGAAUUCUUUAUUUCGAGUUGUUGCUGUUGAAGGAUGCCUUCUGCCUCUAAUAAAACCGAGCAAAAGGCCUCGAAAGAGGCCGAAUCCCCCAUUGUUCAAGUUCUCCUGGCGGUAGAAAAGAAAGUCCGCAAUCUAGAGAAGCGAAAGGGAAAGUUAGAUGUGUAUAAAGAUCGUAAGGAUAAAGGAGAGAUCCUCAAUAAAGACCAAGAAGAUGCUGUUGGUAAAUAUGAGAGUGUUACCCAAAACUUGGAGUUCGCCAAGGAGCUUCAGAAACAGUUCUUGCAGAUCAGCGCUGAUAUUGAAAAGCAGAAUCGAAAACAGAAGAAACGAGAUGCUAUGGAGCGGCAGAAUGUGGAACUUCGACGUGUGAAGGAGAUGCUACAGAUACAGAAUCUUCUAGACUGUAUGGGUUCUGAAAGUGCCAGAGCAGAUUUCACGACUGGCAAAAAUGGAGCAUGUGUGUUGACUGAGGCCAAUUUGAAGCAGCUGGAUGAUCUUUACAAAUUGAUCAAUCCCUCAAGAGAGGAGGAGGGAGAGUUUGAAGAGCAGCUCGAAGCGUCAUCGCAACACAUUGUAGAUCUCUUAGACGGUAAGGACAAACCUGUGCUAGACACAACAUACAAGGAACUACGAGAGGUGUUCAAUAAAAUCCAUGAAUCUGGCUACUUUGAUAGACAUCUGGAGGAAGUGGAAGAGGAAGCAGAAGCACCAGAGGAAUCGAGUGAGAGUUCAAGUAGUGAGAAAGAAUUUGUUGUGGUGAAAUCUGAAGAGGUUCCAGAACAUUCAUCAGAAGAGGUGACAUCAUCACUGCCUCCAGAUGUUCCAGAACCUACCCCACAGCAACUUGAACAAACAAACACCCAACAACAACAACAGCAGAAUGCAGAUCAGCAACACGAACAACAACAACAGCAACAACUCAACCCAGAUAUGAUCAGCCAGGAUGGUCAGCUGACAAAUGUCGCAGCACCCGAGGAUGCAUUCUUCGCAACAGGACCUUCAGAGUAUAUCCGUUCAAGGCCAUUCAAUGAGAUUGUAUCAUCUGUACAGGGCAACUACAAUUUCUUACAAGAUUCUGAGAUAGAUGUUGAGUCUCCACACAUGGAUCCUGCAGUAGUAGCUGCCCAGCCAAUGGUCUCACAUAUGGCACACCCCUCACAACAAAGAACAGAAACAACUACUGGCUAUGUUAGUCAAAGUUUCCCAGAUGAACAGACACAGCAACAGCCACAACCAUCCCAACAACAACAGCAACAAACGUAUGCGUCACUAGCGCAACAAAGUGCUACAAACACUAAUUACAAUAAUCAGCAAACAUUUGAUAACACAUACAACUCAUCUCAAACAGACUAUAGUCAAAUGUUAUCGCAAAAUUUACCACAAAAUACCCCAUCAUUACAUGAGAAUGUGGAUGAACAGACUUCUAACUUAGUCAAUCAAAUGGCACAUACAACAAUAGGUGGAGUAACCCAUUCUCAGAGUCCAGCUUUGGAUACUAGUUCUUUACCCCCUGCAAUCACCAUGCCAAGUCAUACCACACCUUACCAAAGCCAAACCAAUAUGGACCAAUCACAAACCAGCGAGGAUAAGAAACAAUUUCAGAUGAAUGCCAGCGCACCAGUUUUCCAGUCCAUGUAUUCAGCGAAACUAGCAGGUGGCAGCACUAGUACUCAGCCGCCCACAGAAACAGGAACGUUUACAGCAAUGGAAACGAGCAACUUCAGUGCAAAUAGCAGUGGUUUCACUGAAAGCCAGACAUUUGCAGAGGUGGGGAAAUUUGAAGAUCAGGAAAGCCAUCAGCAGUCAACUCCGCCACAUCCUUCAACAGAAUUCCCAGAAACAGGAACAUUUGACAGCAGUUCCAACUCGGACAACAGUGCAUUCAACAGCAAUUCUAACAAUGACACUUACUCCCGGGGCUCACGAGGGGGCAGUGGCUACAGGGGAGGUCCCAGAGGAGGGAGAGGAGGCAAUAUGUCAAAUGGCUAUUCUAAUAGAGGUGGUAGUGGCAGGGGAGGCUACCAGAGCAGUGGGGAUAGAGGAGAUAGGGACAGAAGAGGAGGUGGCUAUUCUGGAGGUCGAGGAGGUAACAGAGGAGCUAGUGGAACAUACCAAGGAUACCCUCCCCGUAGUGAUUACCGUCCAGAGGGCUACCAGGGCUUCAGUGGGGGGAAUAACUACAACAAUAGAGGAGAUAAUGCCAAUGGAGGUUACAAUAGCAAACGUGGUAGUGGGGCGCCACCUAGAGGAGGAAGUGGAGGCAUGCGGGGUGGAGCUCCUAGAGGAAACAAUAGGGGUGGUCAAGGUGGAAGAGGAGGAUUUGGCAACAGUGGAAGAGGCAGCUUUGCCCAGAAGGCUGGUGGAUAUGGUGGAUCUACAGCCCAGCAAACUGCAUAAAGCAACUUGCAGAAUGUGUUGGAAAAAUUUAAGAGCAACUUGGACAACAUACUACGUACAACCAGAAGAAUGUAAAUAAACUUGAGAAUUUAUAUUUGACUUUUAAAUGGUUCAUUUUCACAGGAAUGCUUUAUCUCGACCAGUGUGCGUAUUUGUAACACACGUGUUAUGACAUAGCUGAGUGGAUAAUGAACAUUUAUUUAUAAAAUCCUAUGAGUUUUAUAAAUUGUCCAUGGGUAAGAAAGCCAUGUUUUAUGUCUUGCUACUGGUGUAGAAGAUUGUAAGAAAUAUAUAAGUGAAAUAGCAAUGAGUAAAAUGCUAUCACAUCUAGCUAUACAGUACACAACAAGUCUAACAUAACCCACCAAUACCUUCUAAAUAUUCUUCAGAGCAGUUUUACCCAAAUUCCGAUCACACUUGCUUUGUACUGUACAGCAGCCAUAAUGUACUUAUAUGGUGAAAUCUCAUAUUUGUCCACUAUGGCCAAAAAACAAAAAAAUCGUAAAAACUACUGAAGGGGCAGGGGUGAAAGGCAGUUUUGAACAUGCAACAACUACAGGGAACUAACUAAAAUGUAGAGAACAGCUCUUAUUAAUAACAAACGUAAUGCAAUGACUUGUAAAACAAUGAAUUCCGAAAUGUAUAAUUAUUAGUUUAAAAGAGCAGUAUUAACUUCAAGUUCAAGAGGAAAACGAAAAAACAAAUAAGUAGCUCUGAAUGCAACACAAACUUGAGUGAAAUGUUUAAUAAGUGAAUGGUUGAUUUUGAUCUUUGAUAACAAGGAGGAAAGAGCUUUUUUGGCUAUACAGGUGGGUCUUGUAAAGGACAGAAAUCAUGUAAAUGUAAAUAGUAUGUGUUUGUAUGUCUGUUUAUAUCUUUAGUACUAUAGGUACCUGCUUAGCAUACUACCUGCGUAGCCUGAAAAUCAUAGCACAAAAAGUCAAAUGCAAUCAUAUUUAAUUGAUAGCUUUUUGGUAUACUUGAAAAUUGGUUUGACUUAAGUGUGCUGUUAAGUGUCAUGUUUGUUACCCUGUGUAUGUCAUAUAUGGUAUGACUAUGAAGCUUUUGUAAACAUGUGCACCUUGGAGUCGCAUGUAAGCUGGUAAGCCUUUGGUUCUCAAGUACAUUUUUGAAAUACCAGUAAGCUUUUGGUAUUUACAAUUUUGCCAUAUUGGUAUAAGCCACAUGUAUACUAGCCAUUGGUAAACACUUUGAUAUGCGUGAACUGGUGCACAUAUGUGCAUUUUUGACAUACUAGCAAUCCUGAGGUACACAUGCACUUUUGAUAUGUUGGUAGGCCUGGUGUACACAUGUACACUUUGACUACACAUAAUGCCUCGAAUACGUAUGUACACUUGACAUUUUGGUAAGCCUAAUACUGUAUAGUACAUUUACAGUUUUGACAUACCCC